UGAGUAUACGAGGCAUCCACUCAAUGGGAGAAAAGCGUCAGCCAAUAGGAAAGCGAAAGGGAAAAAAAAGAUUUUUGGCAGUGCGGUUGCUUAGCAACAAGUCACAACGGAGAUAGGGAUCGUAUACGUCACGCGCAGAGGGAGGCGUGGCGACGUGACGUAAGACGCAAUGGGCCGGCGUUGAUGCUGCUGCUGCUGCUUGAGCUGCGGCGGCUGGAGCUGGAGGAUCGGUGGUGGCGGAGAGGCGGUGUACACACUGAGCGGUUCACGCUGGAGCCGCAGCCCGCGCGGAGCCCUCCUCCUCCCCCGCGGAUCGGCUGUCUCUCCCUCCACCCCGAGGGGGCAGCGCCUCUUGCCUGGUCCCCGCCGAUGCCCACGUUAUGUCGCCAUAGAUUGGGUUGAUGGGUCUCCUAAGGAUUAUGAUGCCGCCCAAGUUGCAGCUGCUGGCGGUGCUGACCUUCGGGAUCGCGAUGCUCUUCCUGGAGAACCAGAUCCAGAAGCUGGAGGAUUCCCGGGGAAAGCUCGAGCGGGCAAUCGCACGUCAUGAAGUAAGGGAAAUAGAACAGCGCCAUUCCAUGGAUGGAUUCCGACAGGACGUCCCGCUGGAUGAAGACGAGGACAUUCUGAUCAUUUAUAAUAGGGUCCCUAAGACCGCCAGCACGUCCUUCACCAACAUCGCCUACGACCUGUGCGCCAAGAACAAAUAUCACGUGCUUCACAUCAACACCACCAAAAAUAACCCCGUCAUGUCCCUGCAGGACCAGAUGCGAUUUGUCAAGAACGUCAGUUCAUGGAGGGAGAUGAAGCCCGGCUUCUACCACGGACACAUCUCCUAUUUGGACUUUACAAAAUUUGGAGUAAAGAAGAAGCCGAUUUAUAUCAACGUAAUUCGGGAUCCCAUAGAGCGACUGGUCUCCUACUACUACUUCCUGCGCUUCGGUGACGACUACAGACCAGGACUGCGCCGGAGGAAGCAAGGAGAUAAAAAGACCUUUGAUGAAUGUGUAGCAGCUGGAGGAUCUGACUGCGCCCCAGAGAAGCUUUGGCUUCAGAUCCCGUUCUUCUGCGGACACAGCUCCGAGUGCUGGAACGUGGGGAGCAGAUGGGCGCUGGACCAGGCCAAGUACAACCUGAUCAAUGAAUAUUUCCUUGUGGGGGUGACAGAGGAGCUGGAAGACUUCAUCAUGCUGCUGGAGGCUGCGCUGCCCCGGUUCUUUCGAGGGGCCACAGAGCUUUACCGUUCAGGUAAAAAGUCCCACCUAAGAAAGACCACGGAGAAGAAGGCCCCUUCCAAGGAGACCACCGCCAAACUCCAGCAAUCGGACAUCUGGAAAAUGGAGAACGAGUUUUACGAGUUUGCGCUGGAGCAGUUCCAGUUCGUCAGGGCGCACGCUGUACGGGAAAAAGACGGGGAACUCUACAUGCUGUCACAGAACUUUUUCUAUGAAAAAAUUUACCCAAAGUCGAACUAAUAGGACGCGGUGCGCGGCGAGCUCAUCGGUCUGCUCCUUUUGUGCCGAAGGCUUUAAUGUCCGGCCUACAGACUAAAUGACACCCGGAGACGCUUUACGGGCGACUUCAGAGGAGCCGUAUAAAACGUUCACCACUAAGAAACACAAAGCCUUCGAUCUCCGAUCUCUGCCGCUCCGCCGUACCGAUAAAUCGCGAGAUCUUAACUCUUUCCAUACAGACACUGGAGAGUCUGGAAUAUACACUGUACAGACAGAACCAAACUUUUUUCCUUUUUUUUUUUUUUUUUGUGUUAACAACAAUUUUCCCUUUAUAAAACUUUCUUCUUUUUUUUUCUUUUUUUUGUUCAGUCUAAACUAGUUGCUAUCGGUUUUCUGUACCUUUCACCUGUGAAUAUUUAAACACCUUCAGAGCUGUAUUCGACUCGUCCGUUCUUACACUGGUGCUCGAUUGGACUCCCACCAGGUCACUGGCAACAACUCAAAAGGAACUUAGCAGUAUUUUAGUAGGAAUUUUUUUUUUUUUUCGUAUUGUUUUUUUUUUCCCUCCCCCAAUCCAUUUACAUGAAAGAAUUAAAGGAGAACUCCGGCAACAAAUUACUGCCGCAACUAAAAUAAUAAAUCUUAACUCACCUUCCACCUAUUCCCUGAUGCCGCUGGAAUCGCUCUACCGCUCUCCGGUCUUCUUCCGGCUUUUGUUGCUCGACAUGUUUCACUGCACUCAGCUUAUCCCCUGCCGUAGCAAUGUCCCACCUCUGCCGGUGAUAGGCUGAGCGGCGGUGUCACGUAAGGGGCCUGUACUUCUUCCUGGUUCCUAGGCCCCAUUACAUCACUCUGCCACUUAGGCCAUCACCGACCAAAUGGGACAUUGCUGUGGUAGGGGAUGAGAUGAGCGCAGUGAAAUGCGUUGGUGCCAGAAGAAGACCAUGGCCAGAGGACAGGAGUAUCAAGGGAGCAGCGGAAGGUAAGUUAGUGUUUAUUAUUUUAGUUGUGGCAUCCCGGAGAAAUACAUUUUUUUGCCGGAUUUCUGCUAUAAAAAAAAUGGGACAUUUUUUGACUAUAUGUAUUGUAUGGCUCUUGUUGAAUUCAGAAAAAAUAAAAUAAAACCUGUUAGAUACUG
Hyla sarda is the source of this 2589-nucleotide messenger RNA. It is a transcript of the gene HS2ST1, whose product is annotated as heparan sulfate 2-O-sulfotransferase 1. Bases 402 to 1472 code for a protein of 356 amino acids. Gene Ontology annotation, molecular function: heparan sulfate 2-sulfotransferase activity. Gene Ontology annotation, cellular component: membrane. Lineage: Eukaryota; Metazoa; Chordata; Amphibia; Anura; Hylidae. The transcript has 7 exons. The record is from RefSeq and is a predicted model, not a curated record.